AGUCCCGUCCUGGGCCCUCAUUAGCAUCAGCAGCUGCGGCCAGUUGCACUCUGCAGAUAAUUUUGCUACGUAAUUAGCUCCCUUCAUUCCCAAUAGCUGCUGUGGGGCUCCCAGCAAAAGCAGCAGGAGGUGGAGCGGGGGACGUGGGGCAUUUGUUCUCAGGCUUCCAGGCAGAGCCCCCAGAGCUCCCGCCUGAUCCACAGACUGAACAGGGAGAGAAAGGGCCGGGGAGACCCCGUCCUGCUCCCUGUGUGAUGGAGUAACGGGGAAACACGAGACAACAAAAUGAAGGUCAAUAACGCCUUGGCGAAGGCGCUAUACGACAACAAGGCCGAGUGCUCGGACGAGCUGGCCUUCCGCAAAGGCGACAUCCUGACGGUUCUGGACCAAAACGUCAUCGGCAGCGAGGGCUGGUGGAAAUGCUCCCUGCACGGCCGGCAGGGCCUGGCCCCCGCCAACCGCCUCCAGCUCCUCGCCGCCUCCCCGGCCCUCCCGCCGCCUCCUUCCACCCGCAGCGGCUCUGCAGAGUCGCCAUCAGGCCAACAAAACAUCUACCAGGUUCCCUCCGUCCCCAAACCCACCACAUUGUCGUCUACCUACGAGAAGAUGGAGGGGUGGGUUAAAUCUCCGGCGAGGGUCCCCGCCCAAGGAGUGUAUCGGGUACCAGCCCUGGCUGCGCAGCUGCUCAGUGAAAGGACCCAAAGCUCAACAAGCCAGCACCUGUUUACUCUCCCAAGAGCAUGCCGGGCUUCAGUGCCAAAUAUCAGGAGUGAGGUGUAUGAUGUUCCAUCCGCACAGCGUCAGGAGCCCUCGCUCACACAGAGCGGUGCCACUCCGCCCAGCACACGAAAGCGCUCGGUGCUGGUCAGACCCACCAAGUGUUUCCAGGAGGAGCAGAAGCAGCUUUACAACAUCCCACCCAGCCCAGAAAAGGCAGGAGCUGUUAUCCAGAAAGACUCGCCAGCGGGCAAUUUGUAUGAUGUCCCUCCCAAAAGAGAAACUGAUGUUUCAGAAAAUGAAUCUCAGAAAAAGCUCUGGGGCCAUUACAAUACUCUGCCAAAUCCUCGGAAGUCAGAAUGGAUUUAUGAUAUUCCGGUAUCACCUGAAAAAACAGGGUUGAAACAAAGCUCUUCUGGCCAUUCCUCAGAGAAGCAAGUGCUGUACGAUGUACCACCAGCCAGGUACAAGGCACUAACAACAAACACUGAAGCCAAAGUAGUAAAUCCACAACUAUACGAUAUUCCACCAACACAACGGAAAUUAACACUUCCAGAUAUCCGUCUCUAUGAUGUUCCACCCUCACGGGAUAUCCUCCUUUUGCCACAAAAUAGCAGCUGUGAAAUACCCUCGGGUCUCCUGGCUCCGAAAGCUGAGAAUCUGAUUUCUGAAGAGAACGUUUAUGAUAUUCCAAAAGGUUUGCCCACCACUGUGCAGUCCAAAAAAGAGAUGGAAAAAAACAGUGAUAGUUCUGAAGACCCAGCGUACAGUGCUCCUUCACAGCUCUCAAGAGAUGCCAAAUUGGAACAGGACAGAUUAUCCAUGUCUAGUGUGGACAGCAGGAGCAGCAUGCUCUCUACAUCAUCAAACUCUUCUGCUGAGUCCUUUUCUACAUCAUCAUCAGAAGAGCCUGUCAAAGAGAUUAAACUGGACCUUGGGGUAGCCAUAGAGACGCUGACUAGAUUACAGCACAGUGUAUCCAGCUCGGUCGCAAGUUUAAUGAUCUUUGUCAGUAGUAAAUGGAGAUUACAAGAGCACCUAGAGAAAAACAUUGAAGAAAUUCAUAGAGCAGUCGAUCACGUAAAAGUUUCCCUGGGAGAAUUCUUGGCCUUUGCUCAAGUCGUAAAGGUAAAUGCCUAUUACCUCACUGAUAACAAACUUCAGACCAGAAUUAAAAAACAGCUGGAAAUCCUUAUUAACUCAUUCAAAAUCUUAACAGAAACGAGAGAAGCUCUAAACAGCUGCAACUGGUCACUAGAGGCUUUGGUCCUCAGGAAACCUCAGAGCAACCCCGAUGAUCUCGAUCGCUUUGUUAUGGUGGCCCGCACGGUUCCAGAUGACAUCAAGAGGUUUGUAUCCAUCAUUAUCGCCAACGGAAGGCUCCUCUUCAGAAAGAAUGAGAAGGAACAAGAAAUGAAGCAAUCCAAAGUGAACCCAGAAUACAAAGUGGCAAAACAAAUCACGGUGCCAAGAAGAAUAGAAAUAGAUUCACUUCAAAGAAAUACCGCCGAUAAACCCAACCAAAGUCAGGUCUCUUCUGAGAAACCAAAAGAAAACGCCCCUGAGGACUGUGACUAUGUUCAGUUACAGGUUUUGCCAUCUGCAAAAAAGACAGUAAUCCAAAGCAAGCAGGAAUCUGCAAAGAAAAUUGCUCUCCCAGAGCAGUGUAAGCUGUGUUUCGGUGCCCUGCACAAGGCGAUUGCCGUAUUUACUAAUAGUCUGAGCAACAACAAGCCGCCCGAAGUCUUCAUAUCCCACAGCAAACUGAUCAUUAUGGUGGGGCAGAAGUUAGUGGAUUCUCUCUGCCAGGAAACUCAAGAAAGAGAUGCUCGGAAUGACAUUCUCCAUAGCAGCAGCCGGUUUUGCGGCCUCUUGAAGAACCUGGCUCUCGCCACCAAAAACGCUGCGAUACAAUAUCCAAACGCAGGUGCCAUGAGGGAACUGCAGGAUCAAACUGAGGAGCUGUCGAAGUACACACAGCAGUUCAGAGCGAUGAUGGAGUGAAAGAUGCUUGGCUGUUUUCACACGUUCUCCAUUUUUGCUCCUUUGGCAUAUGGCAGCCAAUUGGGGCAGAUGCAGCUUGGUGACACCAACUUUCUGUCACCUCUAAGAGCUGCUGUGGGGCAGUUCCCCAGGUGCUGGUGCCCUUUUAGCAGGUGAAGAUCCACAUAACAGCAGGUGCAGAAGAGAGCUGUAGAAUUACAUCUGUACGUACUUCUCCAUUGUUCAGAUCCUGCCUCGAAAUAUCAUCUUGGUGGCUGGGAAGGAAAGUUCACUGUGUAUCAGAGCAAAAUUAUUUUAUUGUCUGGCUGAUUUCUUGUUUUUAAAUAUCUUUGUAGGUCAGAUAAACAUACUUUUUUUUUUUUUUUCUAGGCAGGUAUAUUUAGUCUCUCUUUAAAUUUUGCUGCACAAUGUUCUGUAACUUGUGAUAUUCCCACCAUCAAUUGUUUCUUGAGGACAUUACUAAAAAUGUAUAAUAAUUUUUUUUUAAACAGCUGCAAAGCUAAUGUUUGUUUUUAAUGUAGAAGCGCAAUUAAUGUAUUACAGGAAAAAAAUCUGGCAGGCACUGCCCAUAGCCUAGAAGUUAAUGGGAAAUGUUCCAGAAGAAAAACUGACUUGGAGGAGUCCUGGCUCCUGAUAAAUCUCUGGGGAGGGCACCUCGCUGUCCUCUGUCGCAGCUCAAAGCUGUUUGGAGCACUGAAAUGGAAUUUACUUUAGCCACUAAAUACACAUGGGAUUGGGACAAGCUCUUCCUAACAGGCUGGACAGGUGACAUUGUUCCUUGCUGGGAUCCUAGUGCACCGCCCGAGCUGCCCUGGGCUUCCCAUCCUGGCCCCUCAUCGACUCUAUCCCCAGAUGUGCCGGAUCCAGAAUCCAGCAAUGAUGAAGCCCUUAUAACCACCCGGAGAGUUUGUCUGCACGCCUGUGUUGUUUGUAUUUCUCCUAAUUAAUUUAUUUUAAUGUUUUUAUCUAAAAUUUCAAAGCUUGGCCUUUCUGGGUGACUUUGUACCUGUGUCUUUGCCCUCAAAAAAUGCACAGUGAGAUGUGUGAGCACUGAGAUUAAUUUGUGCUGCACCAGCGCACGGGCCAGGUGUCUGUAGAAAAACCCCCCUUAUCUUCCUCAGAUUUAUUUGUACUUGGAGCCACCAUGUUUUAUACCAUUUUUUAAACAUCGUCAUUAGUAAAUAUUACUGUUUGCACAGUGAAACGCAGUAACGUUGGCUUUGUACAUUUUGUAUUAAACUCUCUCCUGGAA
This is a messenger RNA of Columba livia (rock pigeon), 3973 nucleotides long. RefSeq names its product Cas scaffold protein family member 4 (gene CASS4). The record is from RefSeq and is a predicted model, not a curated record. The transcript is spliced from 6 exons. The coding region runs from base 286 to 2721 and encodes 811 amino acids. Gene Ontology annotation, biological process: cell migration; cell surface receptor protein tyrosine kinase signaling pathway. Lineage: Eukaryota; Metazoa; Chordata; Aves; Columbiformes; Columbidae. Gene Ontology annotation, cellular component: plasma membrane; cytoplasm. Gene Ontology annotation, molecular function: protein binding.